AUGCAGGUUCUAACGGACCAUCACCAGAGUGACGUGAUGAAGGUGGUGGCACAAGUUGUCAGUGGAAGGCUCUGGUUUCUUGACGAGUCAGGAGUUUGGUUCAACGACACCUUCAUCAUCAGCAAGGGAGUGCUACGCGUGGUGAAUGAGCAUGAUCAUCUUCCGGUCAUGGUGCAGGAGGCGCUAAGGUUGGACAUGAAGCACGUCGGAGUGAAGGUCAAGCCAGCAGGCGGCAUUGCCAUGGAACAAGUCAAGAUGUGCCUGCACGGCAGCUUCUCGGGGUUUUUCUAUGGGCAGGGCAUGAGAGAUGGAGUGCGUGGGAUCAACAUCAUCAAACAUGACGACACUGUGCAUCAGUUUGCCGUGGACACGCAGGAGGAGCAGCAGGAGUGGGUGACGAGCAUCAGGAGGCUGACGGAAGGCGGAUAUUCCUCCUGCUCCUCUCCCCUAUCCGACGUCGAUCCCAUCACGAUCAGCAAGAGCUGCGGCAUGUGUCACGUCCCCUCCACUCGCCUGCACGAGCUCACCGUGGAGAAUGCGAGCCUGCGAUGUGCUCUCAUGGCAGCUCUCGACCGACUGAAGCUGUUCUCCUUCCCAGAGCCAGCAGAGGAGGCGGGGCGGGACGAGGAAGAAGAACAGCUGCUGAAGGAGAGACGGGUCGUCGAUGUAGUGAGCGAGGAAGAGCAUGAGCGACACGUCAGAGCGUUGAAGUCGCAAAUUCACACGCAGGAGGAGGAAAUUUCAUGCUUGUCGUCAGAGCUCGCGCGACACCGUGAGGCGUACAAGGAGCUGGAGCUUGCUCUCAUGGAGACCUCUGAGCGAGUGAUGGUGAUGGAGGAGAUGGUCAGCCGCGCGUCGGAGGAGAGCAGGAGGAGCCUCGACGAGCAGAGCAGCUGCAUUGAAGCCUUGCAUGCUGCCGGGGAAGAGAUCGAGGCGGGGUUGGAGUAUCUGAGACACGAGCGCCAGCAACUGGGACGGCAUCAGGUCUUGGUGGGCAGCAUGGAGGGCAUGGAAAACCUCGCAUGCGGCAUUGAGCUCACGCUCUACUCGCUGUCAGCUUGUGUCUCUCAGCUCGAAGCUGAGCUCUGCUUGCACGUGGAGGGGGAGAUGCAUGGGGCAGCGCAAGAUGCAGCCAGGCAGCCGAUGCCGCGGGGUCAGCAGUCGGAGACGGGAGGGACAGGGCAACACAUGAGGGAGGAUGGGAAUGGAAAAGAGGUGCCAGGAAGUCAGAGGAGACCUGAAGGAGUUGAUGAGGAUCCUCGGGCUAUCAAUCAGAGCGUCUUGAUUCUGAGCAACGAAGUUUCUCAAUCUCAAGCUGACUUCCAUCAGGUCUUUCUCAAGCAACGACUCUCACUCAAAAGCUUGACAAGUCGACUCGCUUCUCACUUCCUCUUGCCCUCUUCUACUCCCAUCGCCCCCCCUGCAGAUGCUCCCUGGCCUGCAUCCUCUUCCCCUCCCCUUGCUGACGUCGAGGCCUCAGAGCAAGUACCUGCUUCUCGUGUCCUGCUUGUCUCUUUACCCUCCUUCAUCUCUUAA
Messenger RNA from Guillardia theta CCMP2712, 1536 nucleotides. RefSeq lists its product as hypothetical. Bases 1 to 1536 code for a protein of 511 amino acids. The transcript is spliced from 4 exons. Lineage: Eukaryota; Cryptophyceae; Pyrenomonadales; Geminigeraceae. The record is from RefSeq and is a predicted model, not a curated record.